Molecule: messenger RNA, 1305 nt
Organism: Capronia epimyces CBS 606.96
Lineage: Eukaryota; Fungi; Ascomycota; Eurotiomycetes; Chaetothyriales; Herpotrichiellaceae
Exons: 2
Coding region: 1-1305 (434 amino acids)
Source: RefSeq, a predicted model, not a curated record
AUGCCUGGAACGCUACUCAGCUGGCCCGACUGGCCCGAGUUCACGGCCGCCAAAGGAGAAGCAGGAGAUGACCUGGUCGAGUUCAAGAAGACCAUUGUCGACAAGUACGGGGAGGACGCGCUCGUCAAGAGCUGGCUCAGAGUGUGCAGGGAACUGGAGGCAGUGACGGACGAGAUCGCCGAGAGGGCCAGCUCCAUGAUCCCGGAGGUCCAAUUCGAACAGUUCUUCUCCUUGCCCGCCGAACAGAAGAAGGCGUUGAAGGAAGUGGGAUGUUUUGUCGUGCGAGACGUCUUCAGCAAAGAGCAGGCGAAUGACUGGUUUGACCAGCUGAAACAAUAUGUCGCAGCCAACCGGGCCUCCAUCACAGGCUGGCCUGCAGAAACCCCCUUCAUCCUCAACCUGUAUUACUCCCCUACCCAGAUGGCGGCCCGAUCGCAUCCCAACCAACUCAAGCUGAGCGAGGAGCUCAAUUCUUGGUGGCACGAUGACUCGGGAACCACCUCCCCCAAGCCCCUGUCCUAUGCCGAUGGCGUCCGCAUCCGACCGCCAGGGGUUGCGUUCAAGGGACUCGGUCCUCAUAUCGAUGCAGGAAGCCUGUCUCGCUGGGCCGACCCGGUCUACCAGUCUGUGUAUUCUGCCGUCUUCUCGGGCAAUCCGGAGCUCCUGGACAACUACGAUCUGACGGUUCGCAAAAUGGCCAACCAGGCCAUGUUCCCCGGCUCGGCUCAUUCACGCGUCUUCCGAAGCUUUCAGGGUUGGACUGCGUUGACGUCGGCCGGGUUGGGAGAGGGGAGUUUGAUGCUCUAUCCUAAUGUCAAGUGGGCCAUGGCCUACCUUCUACUGCGACCAUUUUUCCAACCGCCCGAGUCGGAAGAAGAGAUCAUGGAUGCGACCAAGUGGAAGUUCGAUGCCACCAGCCCGUGGUUCCCGGGCACCUUCAGAGGCGACAGCCAGCUCCUGAGCCCGUCCUCGCACCCGCAUCUCCGGCUUCGAGAAUGCAUGGUUGGCAUUCCCAAAAUGAGCCCGGGUGACACAGUGUGGUGGCACGCCGACAUGUGCCACGCGGUGGAGGUGGAGCACAACGGUGACCACGAAGCAAGUGUCGCCUACAUUGCCGCCACGCCGAGGACGGAGGAGAACAAGAGAUACAUCAAGGGUCAGUUGGAGGACUUUCUGCAGGGCAUUCCACCAGAGGACUUCCGAAAAGGCCCUUCCGAGAAAACCUUCAAGUUGUUCACAGGCGAGAGCGGUAUCCUGGGUGGCGAGGCGGGAAGAAAGGCCAUGGGGUUUGACCUCAUCGCCUGA